Osmia bicornis bicornis is the source of this 1629-nucleotide messenger RNA. RefSeq names its product homocysteine S-methyltransferase-like. Gene Ontology annotation, biological process: S-methylmethionine cycle. The record is from RefSeq and is a predicted model, not a curated record. Gene Ontology annotation, molecular function: S-adenosylmethionine-homocysteine S-methyltransferase activity; zinc ion binding. NCBI's taxonomy places the organism in Eukaryota, Metazoa, Arthropoda, Insecta, Hymenoptera, Megachilidae. The coding region runs from base 504 to 1460 and encodes 318 amino acids. The transcript has a single exon.
UAAAACACUUAAAAAUGUUCCACACGUUGGUAUACAGCAUAUUGCGUAGUUUAUCUCAACGCGUAUAAACACGUGACAAAAUUUGAUCUUAGUGGCGUGAAGAGUUUUUACGAUUUAGGUACGAAGAAAACGAUCUUUCACUGCAUACUUGCAUAUCGUUUUACUUCCUUUUAAGAUUUAAUUCACUUUAUACAAUAUUUAUCUCACAGAUUUCGUUAUGGACUUUGGAAUAAAUGUAUUCACCGAGACCAAUUGUAGCAAAUAUUGCCUCAGACUUGUAGUAUCAUUUAUCCAACUAAGACGUGUGUGAAACUGAAACAUCAUUAUUAUUCGUACGAUCUUUUUAUAUUACGAAACAUGUGUUAGUGUUAAAAAAUUACGAUUAUAAUUUUACCAUAUUGAAAUAAUUUUGUAUAUUCCUCUACAACUAUACAUUACUCAGUUAAUUAUUUGUACCAUAAAUAAUUGAUAAGAACCAAUCACUACAGUUCUAGUAGAAAAUCAUGCAAGAAGUAAAAGUAUUAGAUGGAGGAUUUUCUACACAAUUAUCAAAACAUGUGGAUGAUCCAAUAGAUGGAGAUCCCUUGUGGACAGCACGAUUUCUUGUUACAAAUCCAGAAGCUAUUAUUGCUACACAUUUAGAUUUUCUAAAGGCUGGAGCAGACAUAAUUCUUACAAAUACUUAUCAGGCAUCCAUAGAUGGCUUUUCAAAAUAUAUGAACAUGACUGAAGAAGAAAGUCUUAACUUAUUUUCUAAAGCUGUAGAUUAUGCUAAGGAAGCUGUAAAUUUAUAUAAAAAAGAUAUUGAAAAUAUAGAAAUUAUAAAUGCAAAUCCACUGAUUGCUGGAUCUGUGGGACCAUAUGGUGCCUGUUUACAUGAUGGGUCAGAAUAUACUGGAAAGUAUUGCUCACUUGUGUCCAAGGAGAUUCUUAUGGAUUGGCAUAGACCACGUAUUAGACAAUUAAUUGCUAGUGGUGUUGACCUAUUAGCAAUAGAAACAAUACCAUGUAAAAAAGAAGCAGAAGCAUUGGUUGAAUUACUUAAAGAAUUUCCCAAUAUUAAAGCCUGGCUAUCCUUUUCCUGUCGUACUGAUGGAAAACACAUAGCUGAUGGUUCUGACUUUCAAAAUGUUGCAGUACAAUGUUAUAAAAAGGCUUUAAAAGGGCAGAUUCUAGCUGUUGGGGUUAAUUGUAUUGCACCACAAAAAGUGAGCUCCCUGUUAAAGGGAAUUAAUGCAAACAACAUGCUAGAAUUUAUUCCACUAGUAGUAUAUCCCAAUAGUGGUGAAAUUUAUACAGUGGAAACAGGUUGGAUGAAAACGAAUGAUUAUUAUUCCUUACAUCAAUUUAUACACGAAUGGCUUAAUUUGGGGGUUCGAUAUAUGGGCGGAUGUUGUAGAACACAUGCCGCAGAUGUAGAAAAAAUACGAGCAGAAGUAGAGAAAUGGAAAAGUGCCUGAAUCUUAUUAUACUCUCAAUAAUCAAACUCGAACAAUUACCAACGAGCAACAACUUUGUUAAUUAUGCAUAUAUACAACUUUUUAUCUUUGGAUCGAGAAAUCAUAUAUACAGAAAAUAAAUUUUUAUGUAAUAUUUUUUCCUAUAAAUAAAGUUAUUAUAAAAACAAAA